AUGGAGAUCUGGGUGUUCUCAGAGCUUGUGAAUAAGAGCAGGGUGGCUGAGAAGUGUGUUAGAAAGGCUGCAGCAGAAAAAGGGAGUAUAAGGAUGCCAUUCCAGAGGACUACAGGGAGGAAUUUUGGACCUAGGGGCAAACAGUUCAAGCGUGGUGGCUUUGUCCCUCAGAACAAUCAGGGGCAGGGCAACUUUAGGAGGCCAAAUGCCAAUGCCAAUCAGGGAAGAAGCUGCCCAGAGAAGAAGAGGUAUGAAAUAGGUAGAGUGCAGCAACCAGGGAGAGUAUACACUACUUUUGCAGUAGGCACUGAGGGGUCAGAGACAUUGAUCAGAGGUAACUGUGAGAUGGCUGGUAAAAUUUUGAAUGCCUUGUUUGAUUCUGGAGCUACACAUUCUUUUAUUGCAUUUGAGAAGGCUGAUGAGUUAGGGUUGAAAAUAGUAGUCAUGAUAUGA
Messenger RNA from Arachis ipaensis, 453 nucleotides. NCBI's taxonomy places the organism in Eukaryota, Viridiplantae, Streptophyta, Magnoliopsida, Fabales, Fabaceae. The record is from RefSeq and is a predicted model, not a curated record.